AUGCAUAAUAUUAUUUCCGAAAUUGCUUAUAGCGACUUUAGGACCUUUAUUUGGAAGACUCAUGGUAGUGGUUGUGGAGGUAGUGAAUGUGAUGGUGUAAGUGGUGGAGUUGGAUGUGGAAGUGGAGGUGGUAGUGGUGGAGGAGGUGGUGGUGGUGGUGGCGAUGGCGAUGGCAGUGGUUGUGGAGGUCCAUUUGAUGUACCUAUGCCAGUAAUUAUACUAGCAAUUACGACCCCGAUCAUAAUACUAGUUGCACCUGUGGUAACUGCUGAAGAUGAGACCAACAAUAAUCAAGCUAUGGCUGUGGAGGUGCCUGCUAUUAUUCCUCCACCAAGGUAUCAAGCUCAGAGACAUGGUGAAGCAGCUUUGCCACCAGAGCCAUCAAGGAGAAAUGUGAAUGCUGAGAGAUGGAGGCAACCCCUUGCUUUUAAUACUCAUAUUGCCAACAACAAUGGCAAUAUUAGAGGCAAUGACAGAGGUAGAGGGAAUAACGUGCAACAACCUGAACCAAUCCAAGAUUCUGAUGAUGAGAUGGAAGAAAUACCUAUUCAUCCACCUGUUUUUGCAGUAGCAGCUCCAGUUUCUUGA
Prunus persica (peach) is the source of this 588-nucleotide messenger RNA. RefSeq names its product zinc finger X-linked protein ZXDB-like. Bases 1 to 588 code for a protein of 195 amino acids. NCBI's taxonomy places the organism in Eukaryota, Viridiplantae, Streptophyta, Magnoliopsida, Rosales, Rosaceae. The transcript has 2 exons. The record is from RefSeq and is a predicted model, not a curated record.